CUGUUCCGCCAAUAUAAAAAGCCUUCUUACAUAAAAAAGACUCAACGAAAAAGCAUUCUUAAGAAGGAAGACCCAAACCAACGAGCUCUCUCUGAAUACUCUCUCUCUCUCUCUACAUAUAUAUAUAUAUUCUUUUGGCGCUGAACGCAAACAACACAACAGAAGCGGCUGCAAACAAUUUCCUGAGUGAGGCUUUCAUUCAAUUUGCACUGAUGGGGCCAGUGAGAGGGAAUAAAAAGAAAAGGAAAAUAGAGAAGAAAGCUGAAGAAAACUCUUUGAUCUCAGGGUCUUCGGAGGAGGGCUGUACAGAGUGGUGGGAAGUUUUGUUAAAGACAAUUGCCGGUAGUCCGUCGUCUUCACAGAUAUUAGACAACUUCAGAUCUACUUUCAAGGUGUCAAGAAAAACUUUUGACUAUAUAUGUUCCCUAGUAAAAGAGCAUAUGAUGGCUAAGACACAUUUUGCAUUCACAAAUGGUAAGCCAAUGACGUUAAACGACCAGGUUGCCUUAGCACUGGUAAGGCUUGGGUCUGGAAACUCGUUGAUUUCAAUUGGGGACUCAUUCGGGGCACACCACUCGACUGUCUCGCAAGUGACAUGGCGCUUCGUGGAGGCCAUCGAAGAGAAGGGUCUUCACCACCUCCAGUGGCCCUCAGCAGAAUCGGAGAUGACACAGAUAAAACAGAAGUUUGAGAAAAUCCGAGGCCUUCCAAAUUGCUGUGGCGCAAUCGACACUACUCAUAUAACCAUGCUGUUGACCUCAUCUGACCAGGAAGCCGACACUUGGCUUGAUCACAAGCAGAACCAUAGCAUGAUCCUGCAAGCAAUCGUCGACCCUGAUCUGAGGUUCCGUAACAUAGUCACUGGGUGGCCGGGGAAGAUGACCGACUCCUCCAUACUCCAGAGCUCGAGUUUCUUCAAACAAUGCCAGAAAGGGGAGAAGUUGAACGGGAAGACAACCCAUUUGUCAGAAGAAACAGAGCUAACGGAAUACAUAGUUGGCGAUUUUGGGUUCCCGUUGCUACCUUGGCUUGUGACCCCAUAUCAAGGGAAAGAACUCUCAAAAGCUGAAGCAGAUUUCAAUAAGCGGCUCCUCGCAACUCAAGCUAUCGCCGAUAGGGCGUUGGCGAGGUUGAAGGAGGUGUGGAAGAUGAUUCAAGGUGAAAUGUGGAGACCGGACAGGCAUAAGCUGCCUCGGUUUAUCCUCGUAUGCUGCAUUCUCCACAACAUCGUCAUAGACAUGGAAGACGACAUCUCCGAUGACUUGCCGUCGACUUUUGUUCACGAUCAAGGAUACACGCAGGAGUUUUGUGAAUCUGUGGACAAAGCAGGAUUGAUUUUGAGGGACAGACUGUCCAUGUAUUUUUCUGGUAGAUAGCAGCUUAACAUUAGUGAACAAAAUCUUGCUUGUGCAACUAGUUUUCCCUUCUAGUCCAAUAUACUGAUAGGUAGGGGGGGGGGGGGGUGUUAUUUAGAGAUUCAAUUUUAUCGUAUUCAUAAAGCUGUUGAGUACUGGGGUAGGCCAGCCAGUCUACAAGACAAGUAUUUUUUUUUUAACGACUUCAAAAUUUUAAGAUCAAGAUUGUUUUAAAAA
Salvia miltiorrhiza (redroot sage) is the source of this 1592-nucleotide messenger RNA. Its product is annotated as protein ALP1-like. The transcript has 3 exons. Bases 213 to 1376 code for a protein of 387 amino acids. NCBI's taxonomy places the organism in Eukaryota, Viridiplantae, Streptophyta, Magnoliopsida, Lamiales, Lamiaceae. The record is from RefSeq and is a predicted model, not a curated record.